Phoenix dactylifera (date palm) is the source of this 1229-nucleotide messenger RNA. RefSeq names its product beta-1,3-galactosyltransferase pvg3-like. Lineage: Eukaryota; Viridiplantae; Streptophyta; Magnoliopsida; Arecales; Arecaceae. Gene Ontology annotation, molecular function: hexosyltransferase activity. The record is from RefSeq and is a predicted model, not a curated record. Gene Ontology annotation, cellular component: membrane.
AAGUGGGUGCCAUAAAGAGUUGCAAUCAAUCGCCAACCUCCAUUAGAAGUAGGACCCAGACUUUGUGAACCCUCCAUGCUCCUGCCACCAGCAGCCAUGAAGCCUUCCUUCCCCAAACCAACUCCUUCCGCCAUAGCUCUCCUCCUCCUCCCUCUUGCCCUUCUCGCUUUCAUCUUCCUUUUCCUCUACCCCAAUGAGUUCGAGCUCCAGCAUUCUCUCACGACCGCCUCUUGCCGCACCUCUACCGUCGCCAACUUCGUCGAUCCGGUCACCCGGAAGCCCGACUUCCGGCUCCUUAUCGGAAUCCUCACCCUCCCUGACCGCUACGAGCGCCGCAACCUCGUCCGCCUCGCCUACUCUCUUCAGACCAACCUCACCGCCCAUGUCGAUGUCCGCUUCGUCUUCUGUAACAUCACCGCCGAGGAGCACCAAGUGCUCGUCGCCCUCGAGAUCAUGCAAUACGACGACAUCAUCAUCCUCAACUGCCCGGAGAAUAUGGACGGUGGCAAGACCUAUGCUUACUUCUCCAGCCUCCCGCAAAUACUUAACGGCACCAAUGGAGGAGGUGAUCCGCCAUAUGACUACGUCAUGAAGACGGACGACGACACCUAUUUCCGGCUUCAUAACUUGGCUGAGUCCUUAAGGAGCAAGCCGAGGGAGGAUUUGUAUUACGGGUUCCUGAACCCCUGUAAUAAUCCGAGUCUUCCUCGCCGCUACAUGUCGGGUAUGGGGUACGUACUGUCCUGGGACUUGGUGGAGUGGAUUGCGACGUCGGAGAUAGCCCGGAAUCGGACGGCCGGACCAGAGGACUCCGUCACAGGGGCGUGGCUGAGGGAUGGAAACCGAGGGAAGAAUCGGUUCGACAUGAACCCGGCAAUGUACGACAUCUUGGAUCAGAAUCGGGUCAACUGUUUCCGGCACGCAUUCGUGCCGGACACCAUUGCAGUGCACAAGCUGAAGGACCAGAAGAAGUGGGCGACGACACUCAAGUACUUCAAUGUCACCGAUCAUCUGAAGCCUUCCAAGCUCUACCAUAUUCCUUGAGAACUUUUAUUCUUCUGAUUAUUCUGGGUCAUGGAUGAUUCUUUCUUGCAACACUUUUUUUUUUCUCUUCACUCAAAUUUUCUUGUUCACACAGGUCGUCAAAUUUGAUGAAAAUAAACGAUGUAAACAAAUAGUGCAUGCAAUGUAUAGACAUAAUUACCUGGGGGAUCAAUUUUAAACUCAAA